Podarcis lilfordi (Lilford's wall lizard) is the source of this 31404-nucleotide messenger RNA. Lineage: Eukaryota; Metazoa; Chordata; Lepidosauria; Squamata; Lacertidae. The record is from the annotation of a GenBank genome assembly.
GCGGGAGGCGGGGCCGCUCGCGGCUUGUCUGAGGGGGGAGUUAAGAAGAAGAAAAAAGGAGGAGGAGGAGGCGACCGGAUCGUCCGCGGUGGCUUCGGCGGCGGUGGGUCGGCGUUUUCCCGCUUCGGCCAUGAGCGUCGCCGCGCUGGUUUCUCCCGCGCUCCCGCCGGGGCCUCCGGCUUCUGCCGCCGCCGUGCUGCCCGCCGGGACGGGCCCCGCCGCCGCCGCUGCUAUCGCCGCCGCUGCAGCUGCCGCCGCCGCAGCCGCCGAGAGCUUUGAGGAUGAGGAGCUGGACAGCCCCGCCGACGAGGAGGACGGGGAGCGCAGCGGCCGCGCGCGGGAUUCAGACGAGGGUGAGCCGCCUGCUUGCCUGCCUGCCUGCCCGCCCCCCGACCCGCCUCCACCCGCCUUCGCGGAGGCCUCGAGGCGCCGCCGAGCAGCUUUUCCCGGGAGUAACCCGCCGCCCGUUUCUGCUGGGGGCUGAUUCCCGAGCCGGCGGGGGCGGGGGGUGAGGAGCGCGCAAGAGUUGAGUCUUGCUCGCGAGUAGGCCCGUUGGAAUUCAUGCGCGUGGUUCACGGGGGCCCGUGGAGCUCGGCGCUCUGCUCAUCAGGCAGACUCUGCGCUGGUUGCGAGGGGACCACCUCACGGCGGCCCCGAUCCGUUCUUCUCGGGAGGGAAACUAACUGUCGGGGACUUCCGAGUCACGAAGCACGUGGGUAUUGUAGCCACCCGUCCAGUCUUACCUACGAGUAGACCCCAUCGAAGUUUACGAGCCCAGAGGCUGACUGACUGACACCUGGUCAUUGUAUGGACAACUGUUCAAAUAUUAUUGCCUGAGUUAGAUCCCCCGCCUUCCCUCCCUGUCGCUUUCCCCUGGUGUGCCUUUAAAAAAGGAAAGAUCGUAAGCCUUCAGGCAGGGACUGUUUUGCUUUAGUUCAUUGUUUCCCAGACUCAAAAUAAUUCCAUGCCCUUUUUGAGGAUUUAGUCUUACCGGAGUGCCCCCUUCUUGGGUGAAGACAAUUUGGAGGUAGUUUUAAUACUGUUUUAUUUAGGCUAGAGCAAAUGCAAUAUAUGGUAUUAAUUUAUUAAUAUAUAGCAAAAACUAUGCAUGCACACUACAAAGAAAAAAUUUCAAAAAUCUUAAAAUAAUGGUAGUAAUAAUUGUAUUUUCCAACCCCGCCCCUUUUUUAGCCAGCGAUCCGUAUGGAAGGGUUUAGCUAAAUCAAAAGAGAAAUUUUGUUAAUUAAAACACUUCAGGAUUCAUCGCCCAUUGGUAUAAUUGUUGUGUAAAAUGUAUGCUGUGGAUGUGACUUCAGUUGCAGGUGGCUAACUUGUGAGUAAAUGUACACAUUUGCAGAGCAAUCCUUUUAAUAUAUAGUCAUUUGCAACAGAACAUUCAAUUUACAACAACAGUGUCAUUCUUUACAUAGGUGGAAGUAAUGAAGAAAGAAAAAAGUAAGUUUUAGGGUGCAUCUAGUUUGUCUGGGACUUCAAAGGAGCGUGUGGGGAAAGGGAGAACCUCAUACAAAAAAUGGAGAAAAUCACUUUGUCACUUUUGUUAACAAAUUGAGUACUGUAGAAGGAUACCAAAUCCACAUGUCUUUCUCCUCUCCUGGGUCAAUUUUUCUUCCAAGGCUAGUUGCCAAACUAUUGUACCAAGUUUUAAAGGAGGGAUGUUCUGCUCUUCACACAGCACUCUUAUUAUGGUGCUCAGUGGGGUUUAAUGCUGGUCACAGGAAGUAUUCAUAUUAGCUUCUGAGUAAACACACAUAGGAUUUCCUGUUACUUAUCUAGAAAUGUAUGUGAGAAAGCAUGUUGCAAGUCCAGAACCCAGUUAAGUGUGGUACUUCUCCCACUGCUUUUCAUUUUACCUAUUUAUUUCACAAAAUGCAUACACUGCUCGCUUGAUUGUAAAAAAACAACAACCUCAGAGCAGUUUACAGAAAACAGCAAAAUCAAGAAAAAUGUACAACCAUGCUUUAAAGCAUGCAAAAGUUAAAACACUAAAACAGAUUAACAUUGUUUAUUGAUCUGUUUUUAUCAAUUGCCUGGUCUGUGUUGAGCAACAGGCGUUUUAUAUAAACUUACAGCCCAACUUAAAAUGUUAACUUCUGGAAUUUUACUGUGAGAGCAUGGAUAGUUUAAAAAAGAAGGCUCUGAAGAAUGGCAGUCAGAUGUCAGAAAAGAAAACAUCUCAUGACCAAUCUGUAGCGUAUGUUUACUUGGCAGUAAAAGUAUUUGUUUCUAUAGGAUUUUCUUUCAAAGAAGUUAGUUUAGGGUUGCAGCUUUUUUCUUCUCCUCCUAACUUGAAGAGGGUAAUGUUUACUCUGCUUCAGUGAAUUUCUUCAUAUGCAUAAUUACUUUGCCGUAAGUCAGAAGGGCUGUGGUUCCAUGGCAGAACUCAGGCUUUGUAUGCAAAAGUUGUCAAGUUCACUUCUCAACAUCUUGAGUUUGUGGAGAUUUUCUGCCAAUCUGUGUAGGGCAGGUUAUAGUGAAUUAAGACAAACCAAUGGUCAGCCCCUGGAUAAGGCAGCCUCCUACAUUCUAUUGUCAUGUUUAAUUUGAUACAUUUGCACCCUGCCUUGCAGUGAUGCUUGAGGAGGCUUUUAUUAAGAGGAACGUGCCUGUUCCUCUUAAAGGUCUUGGAUGUGCCAGUAGUAAUUUUUCCAGUAAUUACCAAAAGCAAUGGAGGCACUGAACAGAGGCCUGUGGGGAGGCAGGAGAAGGGGAGGGGGGCACUGUGUUAAAGCCAGUGGGAUACUGGAGAACUGUGUUGAGAUCAGAGAGUUUGCAUGGAAUGAAUAUUGGAAGGAAAUUGACAGACACAGCUGCUAAGAAUCUUGUUAUGCUGUCUGGUGGGAACUGUGGUACAUAAUCACGUUCCUGCCUUUAUAGCAUAGAGGUCUGGAUAACACAACAAUAAGAAAUGGCACAGUUGUUUUGAAUGAGCUUGCUCUCUUGUGCGUUUAGUUUUUUUAAGUGUACAGUUCUUUUUUGUACCUCAGUGGUGUUUGUUUCUGCUGCUGAGUGGGGAAUGCUUGAACAAAAAAACGUACUGAUUGGCACUGCUCUGACACUCGCUGAUGUUCCUGUUUCCUUAGAUACCGAAGAUGCAAGUGAAACUGAUCUGGCCAAGCACAAUGAGGAGGAUUAUGUAGAAAUGAAGGAGCAGUAAGUAUUCUCCAGGUUACAGAUAUAUUUUGAUGCCUCUUUCGUAUGAGUAAUAUCCCAGCUCAAAGGGAGGGAGUUUUGAACGUAUGUUGGUGGGGCAAAAGUGCAAAAGUAUUAAGACAAAAAGAUUGAAAUUCACAUCACAUUUCCCUAAAUCAAAGAGCUGUUUGCAGCAGUUGUUGUUAUUUUUCCUUAUAGCCCACCCUUCACCAAAUGGUGCCAGGGUGGGUUAGAAAAAGGUCACAAUUAAAAUAAUAACAUAAAACCUAAUGUCAGAAUAACGGAAAUCAGCAGCACAGAAGAGGCCUGAGUUAAAAGAAUUCGUACCUUGAGCUUAGAAAAAUUCUUCCCUUGAUAGUCCUGUACGUCUUACUUCCAUCUAAUGCAGGCUUCCCCCUAACCUGGCCCCUCCCUGCUGGCUGUUUUGGACCACAGCUUCCAUCAUCUCUGACCCUUGUCCAUGCCUCAUGGGAGUAGUGGUCCAAAACAGCUGCAGGGCACCAGGGUAGGGAAGACUGGUUUAGUGUUUCGAGAGCAGACCUCAAACUCAUGGGCCUCCUGCCCCACCACCUCCGGUGCAGUUGCAAGGAGAUGAGAAGCUUCUGUUUUUGAACAACCACAGUUUACCAUGUGGUCCAAACCUGAAUCAAUUGUUAAUCUCAACAACUCUUACUGAAAGCAAACUGACUUCACACUGGUUCUGCAUUGCAUAUGAACAAAGUUUAACGUUUCUGCUGAACUUUAAGUAUAUCAGUGGGACUUUGUUUGGACAAUGUAUGUGCCUUCUAGAUAUGUAAUGGCUUUACGCUCCUGACUCUUUAUUUUCUUAAGUGCUGGGUUAGUUGAUGCUUCUUAAUUUCUGCCUUUCAUAACAUUAUCUUUUCUGCAGUUAGACGUCUUGUGACAUUUUGCCUGGACAAUACCCUCUGGAAUAAAGAUUAGAUGCUGUUGUGGCCCAAGCAACUAAAUUUUAUUAUCUGGCCCUCUGUGAUCAAAUGCCUUUGAGGUAGAAAGUUCUGCAGUUUGGGCUAGGAAAGGUAGAAGAGGAGGAUGAUACUUUCAUGUAUCAAGAUCUUGGUGUUCUUCUUUUUUUAAAAAAAAUAGCAAACUUUUAUUGCUCCUUCACUUCAGCUCUACUUGAACAAUAUAAUAGAAAUUUAGCAAUGGAAAGAAUCAAUUGAAUAGGAAAGUAAAACCAGCACUUUUUGUUCACUGGGGUUCCUUCAUUAUAAUAUGUAUUCUCUUUGCAGGAUGUAUCAGGAUAAAUUGGCAUCUCUUAAGAGGCAGCUGCAGCAACUGCAAGAAGGUAUGGUUUAAAAAGCAUGACAUGACAUUUAUUCACGAGAACAGCAGGCUUUACAUUUAAUACCCAGAUCAAAUAAAAACAUAACAUCAAAAGAGCCCUGAGAAUUAGGCCAAUAGCCCAUUUAGUCCAGCAUCCUGUUUCCACAGUGGCCAACCGUAUGCCUGCGGGGAAACCAGCAACAAGAGCACUCUCCCCUUCUACAGUUUCUGGCAACUGGUAUUCAGAGGCACUACUGUCUCCGACUAUGGAGGAUAAAAUGUUUUGGAGUUCUCUUAAAUCAGACUUUCUGGUGCAUUCGGAAUAUAGAAAGAUGCCUUAUGCCAGAUCUCUACGUAUGCCCAUCCAGCCCAGAUUUGUCUGCUACCUGCUGCCUAAUCAUUUCAUUGGAGAUGGCAAGGAUUGAACCCGAAAUCUUCUACAUGCAAAGCAUGUGCUCUGUCAUUGAGUUAGGGUCUCCUGUCAUUUUCAUGCAGUGCAAUUGGGGAAUCUUCCCUGAUUUGGCAUAGUGCUGAAUCUUUCCGGACCAGUGUUGUGAUGGUUCUCAUUUUGAGAUUUCAGUACUUGCAUGCAGGCAUCACAACUUUUCAUGUUUUUCAAGUAACGAAAAAUAAAUAAAUCAAAAAAUCCACUCUUAAUAUAUUGCUGGUUGGAUUAUCUGAAAAACAGAACCUGGAAUGUAUUGAGUGUUGCCUUAAUAGUGUAGCAUUAUUAUUACUACUACUACUACUAUUACUUUAUUGAAUUUUGCUUUAAUAGUGUGUUAUUAAUCUUAUUUAUUAAAUUUGUAUACUGUCUUUCAUGUGAAGAUUCCAGGGCAGUUCACAACAACAACAAAAUUUAAAAUGAGAAUAAAAAAUACAUAAUAAAACAUAAAGAAGACCAAGUCAGUAACCCCUUCUCUCACAAACAUAUUUAAAAAGCCUUCAAAUGUUAAUUAGCUGAAUAGCUGGCUGAAGAAAAACAUCUUCACCUGGCACCUAAAGAUAUGUAAUGAAGGUGUCAGGCAAGCAUCACCUGGGGAGAACAAUCCACAAAUGGGCAUUACACAUACCCUGACCUUUUAAAUGUAUCACUUUACCUUAAUUUGGGACAGUCAGUUGACUUUUAUUUCUACUAAGCACAAAGCAGAAUGGAGAAGUGGCUUUUCCUAAACUGGAUGUGUCCACUUCUCAUCUGUACUUCUUAGCACCAGUACUGUAUAAUUUUACUUAAAUGGACACUGGGAAUGGGGAGAUGCACCAGUGAUGUAAAUUUUGUGCCUGCUCUUCUCCUUUAAGGGCUAGAAAGUAGCCCAAACUCUUUUAUUUCAUCUGAACAAUAUGAUGUUGCUUCUUUGGCAGUGGCUUAUUACUUGUGGAAAGAAUUUUUUUUUAAGCUUGAUCUGUAAUUUUUAAGCAUCAGGUUGAGGUAGGACUGCUCAGAAUAGGUGGUGGUAAAAUUGGUGAAGGGAAUGGUCUUUUUAAAAAAAAAUGAAACUUGGAGGUAUACUGUACAAACAAAAAUCUCUUCUGCUUUGAGAUAUAAACUGCGUGAUUCAAGCUGUGUACAGACACUUUUGUGAAAUAACAGGAGCAAUGACCUCUGUCACAAAUCCUGGGCCCUAGGUCAGAUCAGGCACUGAUAGCUUGAUAGUGAGAAAAACUGUGUAGAGUCCUUUUCAACAGUAUUAUGGCACUGUCCCAUUUUGUUGCAGCGGGAGGGGUUGGCCUUUGACGUUCCGUCCAGCUCUAUCAUUCUAUAUUUUAAUCUAUUGAUUUCAGUGUGUUAAUUUUGUAUGGUUUUAAUAGGUACUUUGCAAGAAUAUCAGAAAAGGAUGAAAAAGCUGGAUCAGCAAUACAAGGAAAGGAUACGCAAUGCGGGUGAGCGAACUGCAUUUCUGGUGACUUGCUUGAGGAUAUCUGAUCUAGGCCUAGACAAGUACAUGAUAAUCAUGCUUGAAACCCUGCUCAGUGCUUUUGGGUGAUCUUACUUGUGUGUGUCGCAAUCUCAUUCUAAAAACUUUCCACAGGGUUAGCCGUGUUUGUCUAUUGCAGCAAAAACAACCGCCUGAAGCACCUUGGAGAUUAAUACAUUUAUUGUGGCAUAGGCUUUCAGUGGACUACAGGGCACUUCUCCAGACCGUUCAUUUCCAUAUGUAAAUGCUGUUCAACCAGUUCUGGAAGGUGUCAAGACCGCCUAAAUGAGGUGUUCACACUUAAAUGGACCUACAGAUGUAUCUGAAGAAAUUGGCUAUAGUCUACAGAAUUUGUGCCAUAAUUCAUUUGUUGAUCUUUACAGUGCCCCUUCUUGAGUUGAUUCUGAUCCUAGACACACAUUUUUAUAAAUAAUUUCAGGGGGAAAAAUAUUCUGAAUCUCAGAAGCCAGAACAGCAAGAAGGAUCGCUACGCACUGAAAGCAGCAAUCCCUCUUGCUGUUCUGGCUUCUGGGAUAACUGCGCAGCCUGCAUUCGCUCCAUAAGAUGCACACACAUUUCCCCUUACUUUUUAGGAGGGAAAAAGUGAGUCUUAUAGAGCAAAAAAUACAGUAAAUCUCCUUCAGUUCGAUGAGACUUCUUCCCAGCUAUAGGGUUGCAAACUUAAGUGUUGGCUAUCUAAGACAGGAAUUGUUUGGUAUACGUUGCACCAAAUGUCUAGUUACUUUGUCAGUGCAGCUACUGAUGAAGAUUAAUCUGGUGCAAGCAGAAAUACUUGCAAGGGCUGGUUUUGCAGCCUGUCUUAGCGGCCUGUAGCUUGCCGUCAUCAAAAUUUUCACUCUAGGCUAACCACUCUGAGAUCUUGCUAGAGUUAAAUGUGCUUAGUUCAGCAAAAAAAAGUAACUUAUUUUAUUUUUCUUUCAGAGCUUUUUCUCCAGCUGGAAGUAAGUGUGUGUAUAUAUGUGUGUGUGUGUGUUUCCUUUUCUGUUGGUCGGGUUUCAUUAAUGUAUUCUGUUCCCUUUUUCAGUCAUUAUGAGUAGAACUUCCUUUCCUUUGCUGUAGAAUGUUCAAACUAUUCUGCAAAUUGUGAUUGACCUCUUUCUUGCCCUGAGGAGAAGCUCAGUACUGAGGGUGCAUGAAUCCCAAGUCAUUUGAGAAUAGUUAUUUCCAUCCUUUAUUAGGUUGUGCCAUUGGUUUUGCAGCACACUUGUAAAUUGUGUUUUAAAACAGGCAGGCACCAUAUACUUGUGAAAGGGAGAAAAUUCCACUCAAGUGAGGCUGCCUGAUACUUAACAAUUAAGAGGGCCACAGGUUCCUAAAGAAGGUAGGGAGCCAUGUAUCCAACUUUACAGAUGCUGGGAUAGAUGGACCUUUGACCUUACCAAUCAGGGCUCAUACUUGCUUUCUGUAUGGUGACAAGUCAUAUGAGCAGUUUCAUUGCACAGUUUGGGAAAGCCUGUGUCAUUUGUCAGGUGUAACUUCCGACUCCGCAGCUUCUCAGUCUGGUGACCCCGAGCACAGUGGUUCCCCUAUCAGCCCCUAUGCGUACCUGAUGUGGUUCUGCCCUGUAGAUGAGUCCCUGUUUUCUUUUGGGCUUGGCGCAGACAGAGCAGGUGGAACGGAACUACAUCAAGGAGAAGAAAGCGGCCGUGAAAGAAUUUGAAGAUAAAAAAAUCGAACUCAAGGAAAACUUGAUUGCCGAGUUGGAAGAGAAGAAGAAAAUGAUAGAGAGCGAGAAGCUAACUAUGGAGCUAACAGGAGGUAAAUACAAAAUAAUAAAAUAAAGCCAGCAUCUCUCUUUGGGGCAGAGGCCAUAUAACUGUACAAUUAUAUUGUCGUAAUCUGCCUAGGGAGCUUACGGUGAAGGGCAGGUAAGAAAUCUUAUAAAUGAAUCAGUCAAUCAAUAUCUCAGCAAUGGAGCAAAUGCUUUGUAACCAGAAGUUCAGUCCCUGGUAUCUUUAGUUAAAAAAGGAUCAGGUAGCUGUUGGCAUUGUAAACCUACUUCUGCCUGGAGCUAGAGGAAAAUGCAUUAUUGGAUGAAUUAGGUGAGAGAAGGGGAAAUGCCUCUCUAAACACAGGGACAGGGACUGUGGCUCAGUGGUAGAGCAUGUUCUUUGCAUGCAGAAGUCCCCAGGUUCAAUCCCUGGCAUCUCCAGGUAGGGCUGGGAAAUGACUCCCUGUCUCAAACCCUGGACGGCCGCGGCUGCUCACAGUAGAUAUUACUGAGUUAGAUGGGCCAAUGGCCUGACUUUGUAUAAGGUAACUUCUGGUGUUCUUACAGAAGCUGCUGUCAGUGAAGAGAAGGCAUUUUAAUGAGCUAGAAGACUCUGAUUAGAAAGCAGUGACCUGUGUCCCUAAGCCUGCUUACUCAAAAGCAAAUGCCGCUCAUUUCAUUGGAAUUUUACUAACAGCAUAGGAUUACAGCUUUUACCACUGAAUCCCGAUUGCGCGUUUGCACCAUGCAUACAGUUUGUAGGUACUAUUUAGUGAGUAAAAUUAAGGAUACACUUGUAUAUUUCUCAAAUUAGGGGCAGAGUCACAGGCUGAGUCUUUGCAUGAAAGAAAGAGCCCCCCCCCAAAGGAAAAGAUUAAUGUGGAAAAGCACAGUUCUUUUUUCUCUUGCUCUGCUUUUUAAAAAUCAAUCUGUGGACCUUACGAAAAAAACUGUCCUUCUUUCUUCAGACUCCAUGGAAGUGAAGCCCAUCAUGACAAGGAAAUUGCGGAGGCGGCCAAACGACCCCGUUCCCAUCCCUGACAAAAGGCGGAAGCCAGCCCCUGAUAUCCUUUGACCAGCUACCUGAUCCGCCACAGCCCAUGAUCCAGCUUUUGCUGUAGGUGCACAAGCUUUCCUUGAAAAGAGAGCUUAUCGGUUGGCAAAUCUUCCCCUGCGAUGUGCGGCUGCACAGCGUAUUGGCUGACAAUCAGCAAGGCCCAAUGCGCCUGGCCAUUGCACCAUAGCUCUUUAUGCUGGAGAUCCCAAGUUCAGCCUCUGACAUGUCUAGUUAAUGAGCAUUAAGUAGCAGGUGAUGGGGGAAAGAUGCUCUGUCUGAAAUUAUGGAGAGCUGAUGCCAGUCGGAGCAGGCAACGCUAGGCUUGGAGGACAUUAGCUUGGCCCACUGUAAGACAGCUUCCUAUGUUCCUCUCCAAAUGGGUGGGCAGAAGGUAGAUUGGGUAUCAGUGGCUGCUAUGCUCUGCCUCCGCAGUCGGAGGCAGUGAACUUCUGAAGGCCGGUUGGUGGAAGCCAUAGGAGGGGAGAGUGCUCUUGUGAUCAGUUUCUCCCAAUAGUCUUUCCAUGAAAGCAUCUAGGUGGCAACUCAGUCCUCCUUUAGUGGUGGAGGUUAUCCCGGGGCACCGUUGCUCCUCCCUUUUGUUUCAGAGCAGGGCCUUUGCUUGGUUCUGUUCACUGGGACAAGUCCCUUCCACACCUGCUUGGCUCAGUCCAGCUUCAAGGUGAAGGGGCUUUCCUGGGGUUCUGCCCCUGGGAACCGUUCCAUAUAGUGCUAGCUUCCAGAGUCGGCCUUUGCCUGCUUAAUAGUUCGCCUGCCAUGGCAAGUGAAGCUUCUGUCUGCAAUAUGCCCUGCAAAGGAGAGACCCAGAAGUAGCCACAAAGAGGGGUGUCGCUCCUGGGCUAAAUUCUGCCCAGGAGAUUCAAGCCGCAUUUUUGUACAUGGUUCCAAAGUUACUUCCCCCUUAAUUUGGAUUACCUCAGCUAAAUUACUUGCUAACAGACGAACAGAUAAUGGAGGAUCUGAGGAUUCUCAAUAAGGUAAGUGCUUAGUGUAGAUUGGGUGUGAUUAACCUUUAUUCAUUUAUUCAGACAAACCCCUCCUUUUUCUCCAUGGCACUCAAGAUGGCUUACAUGGUUCUCCCCCUCUUUAAUCCCAACAAAAACCCUGGGAGGGAGGUUGGGCUGAGAGAGAGUGAUUGGCCUAUUGUCACCCAAUGAGCUUCAUGGCUGAGUGGGGAUUUGAACCCUGUUGCCCCAGGUCCUAGCCUGACACUUAACCAUUGCUCCACACUGGCUCUCAGGGCCACAUUCCUUUCUGGGCAAACUUUGGGGGUGGGAGGUGGUGGCAUAUUCCAGUGGUGGGCGUGGUCAGAGGCAAAAGUGGGCGGAGCAAUGAAUGUAAAUUUUGGAACAGUACAGUAGACUAGUUUCUAUGCAAGCUCACAUGCCCCUCUCCACCCUCCAUCCUGACAAGCAAGAAGCAUAAUCUCAGUUGAAGGACGUGUACUAGUCAGGUAAAACACUUGAGAAGGCUGCAAAGCAAGGACAGAGAGGGUUGUGGCCUCAGCCUGAGUCCCAAGAGUUGCUAAAGAGAAUGUCCAAGGUGAAUGGACAUUAUCUCUUGAUUGUCAGAAGAGCAGGCCAGUAUCCCCUGUCGUAUCUCGACAUCAGUGCUGCCGAACACUGCUCACAGCUCUUGGUUUUUCUCGGUUCCCAAGAAAAAAUGGGUACCAGAGAGCCCCCUAAGACCUAAAAUGUAGAAGGAGCCAGAAAUUCUGGGCAGAGACUUUAAAGGCAAUUGUAGAAGCCAGUAGACAGGAGGCUUUCUGGCUACAGUCAGCCUGCCCCAAACCCUGUCCUUAGGGGUAGAGAGUCGCUGUAGCUUAGACUGAGCAUGACUGGCUGGUGGAUUAGUGAGGCAUAUUACCAGAGGUAGAACAUUUUAAAAAAAUUAAAUGCACUACUGAAUUAAUAUUAGAAUAUUAAUAAUAUACAGUGGUACCUCUGCUUACGUAUCCCUCUGGUUAUGAAAACUUCGGGAUGCGUAAGCAGCAAACCUGGAAGCAUUUUUCCGGGGUUUUGCCACAUGCGCAGAAGCGCUCUACUGCUGAAGUGGUCUCUCCAGUUGUGAAAACCUCAGGAUCCAGCUGGACCUCCGGAACGGAUCCCAUACGCAACCGGAGGUACCACUGUACUGAUAUUAAUUCUGUACUACAUUCAUUUUUAAAAAUGUUCUGUGUUAGUGAAAACUGUGCUGAUAUUUUGUGAGAGGGUGGCAUAAAAAUCAUUUUAAUAAAUAAAUGUAUCCAAAGAUUUGCAGCCCAAAAUGAAAUAACACUAGUCAUGAUGCCAAUCAGAAUAGAUUAUUAGUUUACUUGAAUUGCUUCCCAUGAGGCAUUCUGAAGUGAUUUACAACCUAAUACAAAAAUCUGCAAAAGUUACAAACAUGAGUUGCACAUCUAAAAACAUUAUUUUUAAAAAGCAAGUGUGUGUAUGUGCUACAUGAGCCAACAGUGUGACGCGGCAGCUAAAAAAGUCAAUGCAAUUCUGGGCUGCAUCAAUAGGAGUAUAGCAUCUAGAUCAAGGGAAGUAAUAGUGCCACUGUAUUCUGCUCUGGUCAGACCACACCUGGAGUACUGUGUCCGGUUCUGGGCACCACAGUUCAAGAAGGACACUGACAAACUGGAACGUGUCUAGAGGAGGGCAACCAAAAUGGUCAAAGGCCUGGAAACGAUGCCUUAUGAGGAACGGCUAAGGGAGCUGGGCAUGUUUAGCCUGGAGAAGAGGAGGUUAAGGGGUGAUAUGAUAGCCAUGUUCAAAUAUAUAAAAGGAUGUCACAUAGAGGAGGGAGAAAGGUUGUCUUCUGCUGCUCCAGAGAAGCGGACACGGAGCAAUGGAUCCAAACUACAUGAAAGAAGAUUCCACCUAAACAUUAGGAAGAACUUCCUGACAGUAAGAGCUGUUCGACAGUGGAAUUUGCUGCCAAGGAGUGUGGUGGAGUCUCCUUCUUUGGAGGUCUUUAAGCAGAGGCUUGACAACCAUAUGUCAGGAGUGCUCUGAUGGUGUUUCCUGCUUGGCAGGGGGUUGGACUCGAUGGCCCUUGUGGUCUCUUCCAACUCUAUGAUUCUAUGAUUCUACAGGCAACUCCCCAUUUACACACGUUCAAUGUGCACCCGUAUCCCCAUGAACCCGGAAGUGGCAAAAACAGCCCUAAAAGAGUGCAAAAAUGGUGCAAUAACAGCGUCUAGCAGUCCCAAUAGCCCUUGCAAGUGCAAUCCCAGGAGCCCUUGCACUGAUCUUUGAGUCCUGUGGAGAUUUGGAGUUUGGGCAAGGAGGUUUGGAGACAAUGAUUGUCGUGUUUGAUUUUUUAAUGGUGUUCCCAAUAUAUGCGAUUUCUCUUGAAUGAGCGGUGCCUCAGAACAUAACCCCCGCAUAAAUGGGGAGUUGCCUGUAUAUAUAUAGCAUCAUUUCAACCUAAUUCAGAUUAAUUACUAUUAAUGAUUUUUAAGUUUCCUUGAAAAUGACCAUCUUAAGACCGUGUACAAUAAGAAUAAUUAAAAGCUGUUAAACACACAAAGACAACAAAUACAUUUAAAGCAGAACCAAAACCAUGCAAAGCAGACAUUCAUGGUAAAGCAUCAUUUAUCUAGAUGGGGAAACCUGUUGGAACAAAAACGUCUUCAGCUGUUCUCUGCUCCACAGAGUGGAGGCAGCCACACUAAAAGCCUGCUGUGGGUUAUUGCGGAGUGGGCAUCUGAGGUCUUUGGAACUUGCCAGCUGGGAAUAAAGAUCCCCAUUCAGAAGACAUGUUGGCCUUCAUGAAAUGUUCUGUUAAGUCAGUUAUUUCUCUUCCGAUUUAUGUUCUUGUAGGGAAUCACUAAAACAGCUUUCUUGUUUUUCCUUUUUAUAGCUUAAAUCACCUAAACGGCCAGGUAAGUGGCAUCCCCACCCCAAUAAGGUUUCCUAGUGUGUUCAAAAAAUGGCUUAGGAGAUAGGAAGGUGUGUAACUGAGUGGUGGAGCCCCUGCCUUUCGGGCAGAAGGUCUCAAGCUCAACCUGCGGCAUCUGUGGCUAAAAGGAUGCUGAGCAGUAAGGGAUGGUGGAAGUACUUCUGCUUGAGACCCAGAAGAGCUUUUGCUGGUCAGAGAAAGUAAAACUGGGCUGGAUGAUCAAAUAACCUGACCUGAUCUAAAGUAGCCUUCUGCAUUGUUAUUGUAGACGGCUUUAUGCUAGAAUAUACUGUAUAGGGUUAUAAUUUUAAUGGGUCCAGAUUUGAGUAUAGAUAAUGACCUUUGAAAAGCUGAGAAGUAGCAGAAUGCUUGGAUGAGUGUUGCUUUCAGAAAAACUUUCUCUUGCUGUUUUGACUGGAACUCUGGCAUCUCCCAGUCCUAACAGGUCCCCCAAAAUUCCCAGCUAUGCAGAGGGGAAAAACAGAAACUCAAAACUGGGAAGGAGCCAGAGUUCAGUGUAGCCAUUCCUAACUGUGUCUUGCAGACAUUUUGGACUGCGACCCUCAUUGACUUCAGCCAACAUAGCCUGAUGGUUAGAGACAAUGGGCCGUCCAGAAAAUACCUGGUGGGCCCUGGGCUCCCUGCCCCCGCUCUAAACCUUGCGCUAUGCUGGAUCCCUAGAAUUUGUAGGGUUUGUAGGGUUCUGCAUUUGUAGGGUUCUGAGAACCCUGGGGAGCAGCUCUUAAUCUAAGUAGAUAAUACAGGGCAUGGGCAGUCAGAUGCUGUUGGAGUCACAGCUCACAUCAGCCCCAGUCAGUGUUCAGGGUUGAUGGAAGAUGAAUUUCACCAACAUCUGGAGGAGCACCAAAACAGCUCAGCCAACCUGGUGCUCUUCAGAUGUUUGGGAAUGUUAACUCCCAUGAGCUUCAGCUAGCACAGCUGUUCUGGCUGGGGCUGAUGGGAGUUGUAGCCCAAAAACAUCUGGAGGGUGCCCGGUUGUCAAAGGCUGAGCUAGAUUGCCCAGUGGUUUGACUCUCUGCAAGGUAGACCUGCACAAGGCAAACCAGAUCUCUGCCUGUGUGCUCUGCUCACAAAGCUUAAUACUUUUACCUCCCACUGUCGGCUUAAGGUCCCCGCAAUCUCUCAGUGUUGCCUGAAUUGUAAGCUGCUACGUAGGGGUUAGACUGUGUAUAGAGUUCACUCUUCUAUUCCAGCGUCUCCUUCGUCACCAGAACACCUGCCGGCCACGCCUGCCGAAUCCCCAGCACAGCGGUUUGAGGCAAGGAUAGAAGAUGGCAAAUUGUACUACGAUAAAAGAUGGUAAGGCUCGGUGUGGGGAGGUGGGGUAUGUUCUGAUGUCAUGGCCUUCUGAGCUUUAGAAAUGGUCAGGAUCAAAGGAUAGAAAGGGCCAAAGAAGGAGCAAUUUCAUGGAGGAACAUCCAGGAGCCCUACCCCUUCUACGUACAGUGUUGGAAGGGUUGUAUCACAGUGGUCAGAGCAUAUGUUGUGGCUUCAGAAGGUCCCAGGUCCAGUCUCCAACAUCUCCAAGUGGGAUGGGAGAGUCUCCUGUCCAAAACCCUGGAGAACCACUGGCUUGACUUGGUGUAAGCCAGGCAUAGGCAAACUCGGCCCUCCAGAUGUUUUGGGACUACAACUCCCAUCAUCCCUAGCCUACAGGACCAGUGGUCAGGAGUGAUGCCUAUGCCUGGUGUAAGUCAACUGCCUAGGUUUCUUUCAGGGCGAAGUGGAAAAUGGCCUCUCAGAAAUUCUCCAUCCUAUUUGCGCGUGGUGAAAUUUGGAGGGGAAAGGAGUGGAAUUCUUCAAUAGUUUUGAGGUGCCCCCCAAAAAAGAGAGUUCUCACCUGAGAAAAAAUUGACUUUGCUAACAUGGAAUUAAGCUCAGUUGUUGGUUCAUACUCAAUGCAGUGUUGACUGGGGCCCCUUGAGACUCGUAGGCUGGAAGGCAGGGAGACCAACAGUAGGUGGCGCCAGAGUCAAUAAUAGGGCAGAGCUGACUAAUUCUGGUUUUCUUCCCAUCCUCCUUGCUCAGUUCUACAAGGGUUCACUUCCACAAUAUUAAAACUAAAUAUUAUUAAGGCAGGAUGAACAACUGAGCUACUUCAUUCAUAGUCUGAAGAGGUCGGGGUGGGGCAUAUAAUUGAAUAUGAUUUUUUUGGUGGGGGUGGGAAUUCUCCCAGCACUUGUAAAGAAUUAUCAGGAAAUGCUUUUCCAGAUAAUGGUUGGCCUAGCCCUAAGACAUGUAAAGGCUUUAAACUUCUACCAGGGGGUACUGCACUCCUCUGCAUCUCUCAUCUUACUCCCCCUUUCCCUCUCACCUGCUUCCAACAAGCAGGAUUUUUUUCUUUUUCUGUUUUUUUCUGGCCACAGUGCUUAAUAACCAGAAGGUGUAGGGUAGAUCUGAUUCUUUGCAUUACCCAAUCAGUGACUGGAGUGCAUUGCAGUCUUAUGUGCCUUUAGUCAGGCCAUCAAAGGCCAUGAAACCUUUCCAACAAGGGUAGGGAACCUUUCUGCAGCCCAAGGGCCACAUUCACAUCUGGACAGCCUCCCGAGGGCAACACGCAGAAGUUGGGGCCAGAGGCAAAAAUGGACUGAGCGAUUAAUGUAAAUUUUAUCUCUGUACAGUAGGCUAGUUUCUAUACUUGCACACCCCUCUUUAUCCUCCAUUCAGACAGGAGUAAUCAUAUUCUGCUGUUCCUCCAGCGGCACCAAUGCUUCUCUGAAUACCAGUUGCUGGAAACCGCAAGAGAGGAGAGUGUUUUUGUGCUUGAGUCCUGCUCAUGCGUUUCUCACAGACAUAGUCGGCCACUGUGAGAAUAGGAUGCUGGUCUAGGUAGGCCACCAGCCUGUUCCAGUAGCCAGGCUAUUCCUGUGUUCUUAUAGGCAGCUCAGUGGUAGAACACAUGGCAGCCAUAUCCUCAUAGCAUAGCAAUCAGCAGCUUCUAACCCUGAGGGUUAUGUUCUUCCACUUUUAGAGGCAGUAAUGUGUCUGAAUACCAGGUGUUGGAAAUUGCCAGAGGGGAGAAUCGCUCUUGCACUCGGAUCCUGUUUGUGGGCUUCCCAUAGGGGCAAGUUGUCGUGAGAGCAGUAUUCUGGACUAUAUUGGCCAUUGGCCUGAUCCAGCAGGCUCUCAUGUUCUUUAAAAAAAAAUCCCCUUACAAUUCAUAAUAAUAUCUAACAAUAAAAUGCAAAAGCGUAAUCCCAAUAACAUCCAACAAUAACAUACCUCUGUAGUUGAAUCCUGGCCCCAACGAAAGCUCCACUCUGGUAGUCUCUAGGCCCAGGCAUAGACAAACUCGGCCCUCCAGAUGUUUUGGGACUACACUUCCCAUCAUCCGUGACCACGUCCUGCUAGCUAAGGGUGAUGGGAUUUGUAGUCCCAAAACAUCUGGAGGGCCGAGUUUGCCUUUGUCUGCUCUAGGCAGCCUGCUUUUCCAGAUUUGCAGUAAGGUGGUCCCUGUCGCUUUGAACAAUAGCAGCAGCUGUUGUAGCUGGAGUUGGUUGGGGCCCUGCCCUUCCAGGUUUGGUGGAAACAGGUCAGCCAAGCAGGUCUCACAGGGACUCGCAGCAAGAGGCACUUGUUGCAAUUCCAGGAUGUGUUCAAACCAGGUGAAAACAGCCAGGCUGUGAAACAGGGCCAGCGAGGGGUGUAGCUUGGCCAAGAGUUCAAGGGAUAAAUGGGGGAGGGGGGCUGCAAUCAGACUCAAGCUUUCAUGCUUACUGAACAGCACUUCAAGUGCCACUUAACUCCAAAAGUAACAGCACUGCCAACUGAACACGUAAGACAGGUUGCAAUGAGAGUUUGUACAUUGCCAAAUCUGGUCUUGCCCCAGUGAUGGCAGGCACCCCGAUUCCACCCUCCCAGGAAGCUGUCAACAAAGGGGGGGGACACGACAUUGGCCAUUUUUGGGGUUUCUAACAUGCUGCCCUCCAGAUGUUACUAUCGUUUAUUCUUUAAUUGUCCUAAAAGAAUCUUCUCCGGGAGAUUUACAUAUAAGAUAGCUUGGAAACAGCAAAAGCAAGGAUAAAACUGAGUAGACUCCCUGGUAAAAGGCCCAUUUAUCCAGCUGGGAAAAGCCCUUCAGUUGCUUCUGCAAAAUGCAGGCAGUGGGCAGCCACAUAGGAAGCCCGGCUCCUGAGUUAGUGCAGAGUUAUUAAGACUCCAGCUCCCAUCAUUCCUGGCCAUUGGCCUGUGCUGGCUGGGGCUGAUGGGAGUCUUGCAGCGUCUGGAAUCAUCACAUUGGAAGGCAUCUAAAAUGAUCACCAAUCCACUAACACAGGGCUGGCCAACUCCCGAGAGACUGCGAUCUACUUUCAAAAUUAAAAUCUGGCAGUGAUCUACCCCCGUUUUUUAGGGGUUCAGGUCAAAGUUACAACAGAAGUUCUGGAACACUACAUUUCCCCCAAAAAAAUCUUUAUUGAAACUUAACAUAUACAGUGGUACCUCAGGUUACAUACGCUUCAGGUUACAGACUCCGCUAACCCAGAAAUAGUGCUUCAGGUUAAGAACAGUUUCAGGUUAAGUACAGACCUCCGGAACGAAUUAAGUACUUAACCCGAGGUACCACUGUAUAGAUAAUAACCAAAAUUCCCAAUGAUUCCCUCACAUAAAAUAUAAUAUCUAAAGUACAACAGCUGCGUAAUUAUACUCUUAAUUAUAAAACCCACCAGCCACCCUCUACUUCCCUCCACAGCAAUUCAACUUCUUUAUAUUUCUUUCUACCUCUUUUUCCUUGCAUUCUAUAAUAAAUUAUUUUUUGUUAAAUUCUGAUUUUUCCUUCUUUCUUUAUUGGUUUUGUUAUUGCUUACAUUUUUUAUUCUAAGCCUAUUAGCACGUCAUUUUUAGAACAAUAUUUUGACAUAUAAUCUUCGAAAUACUUCCACUCCAUUCUUAACUUUUUAACACCAACAAAGGGAGAGUGGAUUUGUAAAUUAAGUGAGUGUAUAAACUUGGAACACUACAUUUUUUAUUCUCAUUCUCAGAAGCGUUUUUGCCACAAGGUGGCAGAAUGAGAUCAGAAAUUAUUUUCCAUGAGAGGAGGCUGGGGGGGAAUGGUUUGCUUGUUUUUAGCAGGAAUGUGCCUUUUAGAGACCACCCCUUUAUGUAAGAAUUCAGAUUGGUCUGCAGAAUAUAGCAGGGCUCCCAAAUAUAGCAGCAGCUCCCAAAUAUUUCAUUGAGCUCAUCCAACAAUAGACAUAGGGUGGCCUUGGGAACAUAUUACUGACUUCACCCCCUAGCUUGGAAAUGUAACCCUUCCCCCCUUCCCGACUCAUUGUUGGCCUGGUGAGUCCCUUGCAAAUCUCCAUAGAUCUGCUGUGCUAAUCCUGUUUUUUCCUAAUUCGAUCUCUUCUCUGAAAAGCGUUGUCUGUUGAAGUAAAUGCACCUCCUAAGAAUGGAGGAAGAGGAUCUGGUUUCUGAUAAUGUCCGGCUCCUGUAAAUUGCAGUGUUUUUCACACCAAGCCUUAAGACCCCUUGAUUCUUAGUCAUGGCCUAAGAAUGACAUUUUCUCUGGCCUCAAAUGACCCCCAUCACUAUUUCCACCCAAGACUCUAGGGAGCUUUGGACCUGUUUCUGGGACAGCAUCCCUCUGAGCCACACAGAAAGCCAUUUUUUAAAAACUGCAGGGAGGUUCUGAAGUGCUUUGUGGGUGCCAAGGAAGUUAGAAGGCGAGGUGAAGUAUAAAAAAACAAACCCAGAUUUAGGUGCAUCUGAAGCAGUUCUUUAGAUUUUAGCUAGCCAGUUUGUUCAAAAUAAGUCGUAUUGAAAAAGGAUAGCGCUGGGUUUGUUUAUUGGGAAUUUUUCAUUAGAGGGGAAAAAAAUACUCCUAUACAAGACUCAAAAUAUGCAGCAGGAACAAGUAAAACAUAAGAAAAGAAACUACAAAGGAAUAAUACAGAAAAAUAAAUAAAAUUGAAUCUUAAUAAUGAAGCUAUGCAUAUUGAAAUCGCAGAGCUAGAGAAAUAAUAUAUUCUGAGGCCAUCUAUUGCCAAAUCCAGAAAGAUGUCAGUAGCAAGGGGGAAAGAGAUGUAGAUGGAGGACACAUUUUGAGAUGGUUGUGGCCACUAAUGCUUAGGUAAUAAAUAAUACCAAAAGGUUUUCUCUUUUUCAGGAGGUUGAAUCCCCUCUCCGCCAGUUGUUAAAUAUAUAACAAGCAGGUGCCAAGCAGAAAGAAACAUAACUUUUGCUCUAUUUAUUUGACUCACAGCUGUUAAUUUUUCUGACAGUGCAAGUUGGGGAGGGUUUCUGCUGUUAUAUUUAAGACCUUUUAAAAAAGAAGUGACAUCAUAACUGAAGGUGCCCAAAACAGUAAGUUUUUGGGGAGGAAGGAGGGCAGUGUCUAGCUGAACAGAUCCACUAGUGCAAGGAUUUCCAUGAGUACAAUGGAACUUCUGCUCCCCUCCUCCUCUCCCUGUGCCCUCCCAAAAUUUAUUUGUUUAUUGCAUUUAUAACUCCCUUCUUCUCCAAGGAGCUCAAGGUGGUAUUCAUAGCUCUCCUGAUUUUAUCCUCACAACACCACUGUGAAGGCAGGGCUAAGUGUGAGAAAGCGACUGGCCCAAGAUCACACAGUGAGCUUCAUGGCUGAGUGGGGAUUUGAACUCUGGUUUCCCAGGUCCCAGUCCCACACGCUAACCACUACGCCACACUGGCUCGCUUUGCUCUAGAAGGUUGAGGGAACCCUAAACAGGAUUUAGGGAAGCCCAGGCAGGUGUGCAAGGGGGAGGAGGGGAGUACCUUUGCAAAGCCGAAGGUCCUUUCUCUUGUAGUGCUGUUUACCUGGAUCCCACUCUACCUAAUCUUUUGCAGUGAAAUUUAAUUAAAACCUUCAGCGUUAGCGUACUUGCCAUAUGGGCGGUUGUCUGAACUCGUCAGCUAAUUAGCGUUGAAGGGGUUUCAGUCAUCCCAGUCGCAUUCUGUACUUUCUCCCAUUCAAGACGCGGCUCCUUAAACCGAAUAGGCUCCUUGCCUGCUCUGUGCUGGAAGUCAGCCUUGAUCUCGCUCGAGGAAAGUUUUCUGUGAGAUUGCCUGCAGAAAGAAGACCCAACCCACACACCUUAUUUAAGCUGGGCGGUGAAUGGGUCCGUACAAGGGAAGAGCCGUAGCUCAGGGGUAGAGCAUCUGCUUGGCAUGCAGAAAGUCCCUGGUUCAGUCCCCGGCAUCUCCAGUUAGGGCUGGGAGGGGCAGCCUGUCUGAAAUCCUGGAAGAUAGCUGCUGCCAGUCAGUGUUGACAGCAUUGCUCUAGAUGGAGCAGUGGUCUGCCUGAGUGGAAGGCAGCUUCCUACCUACCAGGGGAAAACAUGGCAUUGUCCUCUAAGAAGCUCAGUGGUGGUGUGGGGAGCGCAUGUGGGGCAUGUUCAUGUGCUCACCAGACCCCCUGCAAGAUAGGCUUAUGGCUAAGGAAAAUGCCCGACCACCAUGGCUGAACAGGGCAUCGAAAUGUUGAGUCAAUUACUCUCUGCCCCAUUGCACUGGCUUUCCAUGCCCCCAGGAUGGUAUAUAUGUGUGUCUCAAUUUCACCUUGCUGUUCACCUUGAUUUCCUUCCGAGUGUCACUGUUGGCCCUUUUCCUUCCCCUUUCCUAGCAUUCCUAUUCCUCAAGAUCAACACUGCACUCCCCCACCCUUUGCUGUAAGAUUUCUUUUUUGGUUAUUGAUUGUAAUGAUGCCUCAGCAGGGUAGUUAAUAUUUUAAAAAUAACUUCUUGGUGUGGGAGGACAACAUUUUGAGUGCAUAUUAAAAUCUGUCAAGUGUCAAAAUGGAAUGAAACGUCAGCUUGAGAAUUGAAUUCUCCCUCUUUUCUAUAUUCCUUCUGUCCUCCUUUCUUCCUAUCCUUCCUUCCUUCCUUCCUCCUGAUGGCAAAAGAAUGACUGUUUAAAGCUAGGCAUAGGCUUCCCUAUGACCUUUUUAUUCGUAUUUGGCAGGUUUCUUCCUUGCAAAAGUGUGAAAGCAGAGCAUAUAGCCUUUACCCUUCACAGAUUUUCCUAACAUUCUUUUAAAGCCUCCAACCUAAAUGGCUUUAGAAGAGGAUUAGGCCAAUUCAUGGAGGAGAAAGCUCUAGGUGGCUACUUGCCAUGGUGGCUAUGCUCUGCCUCCGUGGUUGGAGGCAGAAAUGUUUCUGAAUAUCAGCUGCUGGAAAACGCAGGAGGGGAGAGGGCUCUUGUGCUCGGAUCCUGCGUGAGGGUUUCUUACAGGCUUCUGAUGGUCAGCCACUGUGAGAACAGGAUGGAGAACUGGAUGGGCCAUUGGCCUGAUCCAGCAAACUCUUUGUAAUUAAAAAGGUGGCUUGGUGGCUGAAAUGCAGACUGUGCAGGAACUCGGGUCCACUUUUUCACCAGCCUGUGUCCCCCCAAUUUAUAGCAAGCACGCUCUGUUUGCUCUGUGGUAACGUGGCUGCUGGAAAUCGUGCGCUAUUGUGACGUGGUUGGAGAAGAAAUAGAAUGUAAAAGUUGUCCAUCAAAUGAUGAGCGCAUAGAUGGUGUGUAGAUUUGAGUGAUGUCUUUUCUCUCCGCCUACACCUUUUCAUAACACCAGAAUCGGGGGCUAAAUGGGAUAAGUCUUUGUUUUGCACAAUUAGCAAUUGCAUCAGUGGCUUUAAAAAGCAGGUUGCAGGUGCAAGGGAUCCUAUUGGGAUAGUUGUAGCGGGACUUCAAUUCUCUCUCUCUCUCUCACACACACACACACGACACACUUUAGGCCUGGUCCAGAUUGCGGGAGAUUUUACAUUACUUUUAAAAUACCGAUUCACAUUGUUAAUCCUGUGACUGGCACCUCACCGCAUUUUGCCCUCGGACACGACAUUAAAUACAACUCUGAUGGAUUCAGCACAGAUGGUGUAAACUAUGCAGAGAGGGUCUUUUCAUUGGUUUCUGCCCCCUUCCCGCUUUGUAGAAUGCUGCCCUCAGGAAGCUCACCUGGCACCUGUGUUAAUUGCAUUUCAGCACCCAGCAAAGGAGAUCCUUUUCCCUCAGGCCUUUUAAGAAGCUUUUAAAAGAUCUUUUAAACUACUUAAUGUGUUUUUAUUAUUUUGCUCCCUAUAUAAAUUGAUGGUGGAGUGCGGGGGUGGCAGGUUCAAAUUAACUGUUUGACUGAUUUCUUUGUUGAUUAUUAGUCACCUGUUGGUUUAUUGUUUGUGGCCUAGAGGCUGCAGUGUUUGGAUCACUGAGAAAUUUAAUAAAGAUUGUUUUUCCCACAGCAUGCAAUAAACACAUGGAUUUGGUUUCUGGACAAUCCACCAUUUCUCCUUUUGAAUAUGAGGCUCUGCUGAACUCUAGUUUGGGUCCUAUAUUGAACUCCUGUAGUUUUUCUUGCAUAUAAUUUUUUAAAAAGAUAUAGCACAUACAGACUAUUGGUCUGUUAACCCCAAAUUUCCCAUUUCUCUCAUCUAGUCUGCACUUAUAAGCCCCUUUGCUAAUGACUACAUUUCAUCAGUAUUCCCUGCAGUGAAGAGUACACUGGCUGUCAUUUAACAUUAAAAAGCAGAAGCCAUAAUAAAUUUGAAGCAGGAGAAAGCAGCCGGUGUAGUCUGUGGAAUGCUGUUGUGUUCAUACAUUUGAAGAAUUCUUGAAUGCUAAACCACAGUUUAGAGAGGGGAAUGAGUCAACUGCUUUGCUCAUAGUUUGCAGACAAAGGGCAUUAUUGCAUUUGCACCACAGUACACUAUCAAAAGCUUUUUGUGUUAUGGCCAGGUUUGAGCUUUGCAGUCAUAAUAAGCUGGAGCAAAGUCUUCAACCUGUUGCAUCUGUUCUGCCCUUCAUCGGAGUUGCUAGUUGUGCCUCUGAAUGAGGCAAGCUUGCACCCAGAACACUUUUAUAAAUUAUUAGUAUUUAUUUAUUACCUGCCCUUCACCCCCAGGUUCCCAGGGUGGGCCACAACAAUUUGAAAUACAACAUUAAAAUCAAAUGACAAUCACAAAAGUGGGAGAGGCCCCUAAAAAUACGAAAUCUCAAGUGUCAAGGCAUAAAUAAUAGCUGUUAAGGUCAAAGCAAAAUGAGUGGGUGUGUGAUGAUGGGGGUAGCCAAUCUGGUGCCCCAUAAUCCCUGACCAUUGACCUUGCUGGCUGGGCAUGAUGGGAGUUUAGAGUCCAGCAACAUUUGCAAGGCACGACAUCAACUGCCCCUGGAUUAAAAUGUUCCUUUUUCGGGAGACAAAUGGCUCAUUCUCAUUUGCGGGGACAGUGGGGGACAGAGGACACCAGUUGAUUUUUGUAAGCUGGGAUCUUGGGCUGUCCCAGAGUGUCAAGUAGACUCACAGCUCUUAACUUUUACUUGCAGGUAUCACAAAAGCCAGGCUAUUUAUCUGGAGUCGAAAGAGAACACCAAAAUUAGCUGUGUGAUCAGUUCCGUGGGAGCCAAUGAGGUAAGCUCGGGUCUUCAGUGAGUUUUGCAGGCAGUUGCCAGGUUUGAAGCUCUAAGGGGUUGGCAGUCAAUGGGGCUGUGGACCAUGACACAAUAUUAUUAAUUUUCUUGCCUCUGGCUGUGUACACCUCCCCCCCCCCCAAGAAUUCUGGAAACUGUAGUUUGUUACAGGUGCUCGGAAUUGCAGCUCCAUGGGGUAAACUAUAGUUCUCAGAAUUCUUUACCGGGCGGCGGCACUGUGCUUUAAAUUAUGGUAUGCAGACAAGUGAAGUGUGCUUGUUUAUGUAGCCACCUGACUCUUUUCCAGUGGCAGGAUGAAUGCAGCUUUUGGAGCAAAAUACAGUGGUACCUCAGGUUAAGUACUUAAUUCGUUCCGGAGGUCCGUUCUUAACCUGAAACUGUUCUUAACCUGAAGCACCACUUUAGCUAAUGGGGCCUCCUGCUGCUGCUGCGCCGCCAGAGCACGAUUUCUGUUCUCAUCCUGAAGCAAAGUUCUUAACCUGAAGCACUAUUUCUGGGUUAGCGGAGUCUGUAACCUGAAGCGUAUGUAACCUGAAGCGUAUGUAACCUGAAGCGUAUGUAACCCGAGGUACCACUGUACUGAAUCUUCUGUCUAGUCAAUUGCAUGGCAGCAAUUGGUGGCAGAGCUUCGGGAAUUGGAAGUGAGAUGCAUUUAUUAAGCUGAAACUCUUCAUCUGACCAUUUUUGUUAACUCUUCCAUAUAUAUUUUUAAAGCACAAUUACUCUUCCGUAACUAGGUGAAGCUCUUUAUCUAGUUCUCCAUCCCAGUUUAUGUGCCAAGAGCUGACAACUGAUGGAUUGAAUUUAUAUCCCACACUUCUUCCCGGAAGAGCCCAGGGUGGUAGACACAUCAAUAAAACAAUUUUAAAACAUUCUGAAAACACUUUUAAAAAAACCAAUGAUUUCAGGGUUGCCGGUAGCAAUAUCUUUCAGCCAUCAAAUGUUUGGGUGCAAAUAGCAACGUUUUCACCAUUUCUGCAGAAAGUCAAUGGCAGAGGCAGAUACACUUCACCAGGGAGGGGAUUUUACUAACAUGGAGCCACCAUCAAAAAGGCCCUGGCAGAGGCCAGUGGCGGCCAGGCAUCACCUACAUGGCCUCUUAGAGACUGCUCCAAACCUUCUUGAACCCCAUAAAUGUAGCUCAUUCUUGGCUUGUGCACAUCAUCUGAUCCUCCCUUUGGAAAAAUAAUUGCCGCAUCUUCAGUUAAAGCGAGUCAGGGAGACCUUGGUGAAUGCAUUGGGAGUUUGGUCUAGACCAGGGUUUCCCAAACUUGGGUCUCCAGCUGUUGUUGAACUACAUUUCCCAUCAUCCCUGACCACUGCUCCUGCUAGCUAGGGAUGAUGGGAGUUGUAGUCCAAAAACAGCUGGAAACCGAAGUUUGGGAAACAGUGGUCUAGACCAGGGGAUUUUUUUUCAGGCCGCCUCCUCCCUUGCUUUCCUAAACUCAUCCCCAGUACCUCCUACCCUAUAAAAAGCAGUCAGAAUAGUGGUUGGCAUAACCCACUACAGAAGAUAAUAACACAAUAAAAAUCAAACCAGUAACAAUUAAUUGCACAAUUAGUCAAAAUCCAAUUAAAACUAUUGAGUUUAAUUAUUCAGCAAAGUUGAUGAACUUGAUCCCAGCUUUUCAAAAGUCUAGCAGUCAUUUAUACCUCCACCGCCCCUCUGCUGAGUUAUUUUAUUACUUACUAGAUUUCUACUCUGUACCUUCCUUCAAAGGAGAGUAGGGCAGCAUAAGAUUUGAGUUGUAGUUGCUCGGACUGUUUCUGCUUUCUCCUCUACCCAGUUGGUGGCUUGUGUCUUUGUUCUGGAGGUUGGAUUUUAUUCUCCUUGGCUUCGUUUGCCGUUGACUCCAACGCAGCCAGGUAGAAAGACCAACAGGAAAUUGUUGGGAAGCAUCCAUUUUAUGGCUGUGUUGCUCUCUAGAUGGACGGUGCCAAGCUAGAUGUUCUGAUUGACAUUUGACAGCCUCUCGUGUUCCUAUUUAAUCCAGCCCUUUAAUGAGAACCGUGAGGACUAGACUCUUACUCUCUUUUUUAGAGGAAAGGCCUUGGCUCAGUGGUAGAACCUCUGAUUUGCAUGCAGAAGAGCCCAUUUUCAAUCUCCAGCAUCCCCAGGUACGGCUAGCGAAAGAAGGAUCCCUGCCCGAAAUCUCGGAGAGAGCUGCUGCCCACCAGUGCAGACGGUCCGGAGCUAAAUGAACCAGUGGUCCAACUCUGUAUAAAACUCCCCCCUGCGUUCUUAACCAAAGACCAGUGGCCACACUUCCUGGUUCAUCCCAUAUUUCACAAAAGGGGCCAAGGAAGCAAAAUAAUCUUCAUCUGUUUACAGUGGUACCUCGGGUUAAAUACUUAAUUCGUUCCAGAGGUCCAUUCUUAACCUGAAACGGUUCUUAACCUGAAGCACCACUUUAGCUAAUGGGGCAUCCUGCUGCCGCCGCGCUGCCGGAGCACAAUUUCUGUUCUCAUCCUGAAGGAAAGUUCUUAACCUGAAGCACUAUUUCUGGGUUAGCGAAGUCUGUAACCUGAAGCGUAUGUAACCUGAAGCGUAUGUAACCCAAGGUACCACUGUAUCUCAGUUGGUAGAGCAUGAGACUCUUAACCUCAGGGUUGUGUGUUCGAGCCCCACAUUGGGCAAGAGAUUCCUGCAUUGCAGGCGGUUGGGUUAGAAUAGUCCUCACAGUCCGUUCCAACUCUGAGUCUAUGUGCCUCAGCAGCUUAUUGGCAAGGUUGCUAUUCGCACAGGUAAAGGGAAAAGACACAGCAAUUCUGUCAAAUCUCCUCUUACAUUUUUAUCUGCCUUUCUCCAUACAUGUGGGGUAGCUCACAUAGAGCGUGAGAUUCUUUUUUUAAAAAAAGUUUUUAUUGUUAAAACAAUUCAGCAUUAAUACACACAUGUUGCGAAUAUACAAGCAUACAAACAUACAUUUCAUACAAUCCUUAAAAAUGUUCAAACAUACCUACACUCAGUCCCACAAAUAAUUCCUUUUCCCAUCACCAUCCACCACCCCUCACCCCACCUUUGUGUUAGACUUCCAGUCUACUCAAUUGCAAUUUCUUUCCACUUCUAUUACUUUCUUUCACACACCUUUAACCUAAUUUCAUGCUUCUUUUUCUAUUACACAUUGUUAUCCAUCUUAUUUAGUAUUUCAGUAUUUAAAAUGGAACUUGUUUAUUCUAAUAGGAGUUCUGAUUUUUCAGUAUGGUUUUGCAAGUAUCCUUUAAACACCUUCCAAUCCUUGUCUAUCUUCUCUUUUGAGAUCCCUCCAAUUUCUCCCAUUGUUUUGGAUAUAUUGUAGUACUCCAAUAAUCUAUCACGUAGAGCGUGAGAUUCUUGAUCUUGGUGCCGUGGGUUCAAGCCUCGUAUUGGGCACAAAGAUUCCUGCAUUGCAUGGGGUUGAGCUAGAUGACCCUUGUGGCCCCUUCCAACUCCACGAAGCUGCAUAAAACCCUGCCUCGAGCAAAACAUGGGAACUGAAACAAGUGGGCAAUUAAAAGGAAAACAUUUUGUACGGCUCGCUCAGGCUCGUGAGUUAUGGCUGCUAUUCAAAGUGUCUCUUUCAAUUAAUAAUGAAACUAGUCACAAAGAUGUCAUUAUGUUCAGUGGGUGAUUAUUCAAAUGAGCGUGCAGCGUCGUACCGAGAGAUGCAUUAGAACAUAACCUUAAAUCAAAUUUAGCAAUUUCGCUCUUAUUAACAUUAACAAUAAGCAUCUUAAUGCGGUUAGGUGCCCGCAUAAUUGAAAUUAAGUCCCAACUCGCCCUGUCGCUGGAGACGUGCCCAAACUUGGGGAGAAGGAUUCUUCUGGCGCUGGCCACUUUAAGUAGGCGUGACGUAUUUCUCAAGUCAGCUUAGGGAAAAGGUGCAUUUUGUCUUUUGUAUUUAGUGUAUUUUUCAUCUUUGUUGGAAGCCGCCCAGAGUGGCUGGGGAAACCCAGCCAGAUGGGCGGGGUACAAAUAAUAAAUUAUUAUUAUUAUUAUUUAUUAUUAUUUCAGCAGGAAAUGAAAUAAUUGCUGUAAGACCGUAUGAGAGAGGCUGUAGUGCACCUGCCUUGGGUGCAGGAUGGCCCCAGGUUCCAUUCCCGACACCUCCAACAAGAAAAAGGGAAUUUGGGGAGCAUAGGAAGCUGCCUUGCACCUAGCUAGAAAAUUAGUCUGUGCAGCUUAGUGUUGCACACACUGACUGGCAGCAGCUCCCCAGAGUUUCAGACAAGGGUCUCUGCCAGCCCUAACUGUAUUACAAAGACAGGCCUCUAUUAUUAUUAUUAUUAUUAUUAUUAUUAUUAUUACUGUUGCUGCUGCUGCUGCUGCUGCUGCUACUGCUACACCCGUCCUUCACCUUAAGGUCUCAGGAUGUGUUCCAACUAAUACACAACCUUAAAAAAAGUUUAAAACAACAUACAAUCACAGAAAUAAGAUAGGUCCUAAAAAUACAUACCUCAGGUAUCAUCAGUGAAGACUCUUAUUCUGACAGGUCUCUGGGAAAUUACUGGGGUAUUUUUAAGGAGAGGGCUUUAAAUAGUGCUUUGCUUUUUUAUCUGUAUUUUAAAAGAUUUGUUUUUUAUAUUUUAUUUCUGUUAGUGUUUAAUUAGUUUUUAACAAUUACCAUUUGUAUGUUCUUAGCUUCUUGUAUUUUACCAAUGUUGUUUUAAUUUGUGUAAGCCACCUUGAAUCCCUGGGAAAAGGGUUCCCUCCUUGCUAGAAGUGAGGUUACAAGGAGCCAGGCAGAGGGCCUUCUCGGUAGUGGCGCCCGCCCUGUGGAAUGCCCUCCCAUCAGAUGUCAAGGAAAUAAACAACUACCUGUCUUUUAGAAGACAUCUGAAGGCAGCCCUGUUGAGGGAAGUUUUUAAUGUUUGAUGUUUGAUCGUGGUUUUAAUAUUCUGCUGCCCAGAGUGGCUGGGGCAUCCCAGUCAAAUGGGCAGUAUUUGAAUAAUAAAGUUAUUAUUAAUAUAAUAUAAUAAAAUAUAAUAUAAUGCUUUGCCAGGGUAAAGAGGUGCAACAUGGUUUAUUUUUCACCCAACUAUUUACUGACAUUUCUUUGUUGUUUUUAACUGAUGCUUUGCUGAUUUUUAUCCCAACCACUUGUGGUUUUUACCACCUUGAUAUAUUUUCACGGAAGCGCGGACUGUAUAAUCCAACCCAGAUGAAAACACAAAAAGUUGACUUUCCUUUUGUCCCCCCCCCCCCCAAACCUUCGCAGAUCUGGGUGAGGAAAACCAGCGACAGCACAAAAAUGCGGAUUUACCUUGGACAGCUCCAGCGCGGAGCCUUCGUCAUCCGGCGGCGGUCGGCUGCGUGACUCUCUGGCCCUGCGUUGUGUUAAAGACAAUCAGCUCUUGCAGAGACUUGUGGUUGCUCUUCCUGGGUCUGAACCAGCAGAAGGUCCACCUCCCUCCUCGAUCCUUUGGAUGCUGCCUGUUUGGCUGCCCACAUUGCUCCUGCUGUCCUCUCUCUCUCUUUUGUGAGCCCACGCCGUGUACCAGAGCCCACCCCACAGCGUUAGUUUAGCUUUCUCAUUUCCAAAGACUACUUAAAAGAAGAAUGUAUGCCUGUGGUCUCGAGUCCAUUCCAUUCUUGUAUAUCCUGCAGAAGAGCACACGCGGUGUAUCGUUUUAAAAAUUAUAUAUAUUUUUUGCAUUGAGAGGCACAAGCAGGGUAGCCUUGGGGAGACGCAAUGGGCAGCCUGCGCAUCUGAGAGGUGCUGAAUGGAGGACAGAUCCGACCGCAGUGCCUCUUAAACAGCCGACCCCGUGAACGACACUGAUCGCAGUUAGGCACUCAUGGAAAUAGGAGUUUUCCAAGGUCCUUGGGUGUCCUGAACUUCCAAUUGCUUUUACUGAAAGUGUGGUUAAGGGGAUCGCACUUGAUUGCUCCGAAGCUUGAGGGGAGGGGCGAGUGGGGCGGUAGCCAUUUGUAUAUCCCAGCAAUGAGCAAACCCAAUGUUUUCUUUGUGUUUCCUGUGGAGGGUGAAUCAAAGGAACAAUUGGACUCUGGGUGGGAGGGAGGUUCUGUGAGCAGUGUUGUGGAAACUGCUGGUGACUGUCCUACAAGCUGCUCUCUUUGUUGUUGCAGCUGCGAUGAUUCUUGGGUGGCGGCUGAUGGAGAGGGCAUGAGCCCUGUAUGGACACGUGUGUGUGUUUGUGUGUGAGUGAGUGAGAGAAAGAGAACACACAUCAGCGAGGCCCUCAAUGUAAUCUCAAGGGAUAGUAAUUCUUGGAACCAGAUGGAAUGUGCAGUGCCAAUCUUUAGAGAGUGCUGUACUGUUUUUAUGACCUGGCAGUGGUGGUGAAGUUGCUUGCAAAACACUUUUUAUCUCGAUACCUGCUGUGUGGUGUCUGCUUUUUCCCCCAGCGCUGUUGGCUGUCCCAGUCCAGCCUGUGUUGUGAAUUCUGAUUGAACCAGGCCUGAUCAACCACCUCUUUUAACCCUUGCCCGUUCUUCCGAUGCAGCAAUUGCAUGGAUCCUCAAAGCCCUCCUUUUGACACCUGCGGGGGGUCCGGGGUUUUUUUGCACUCCUUCCUUAUUCAGCCUGAGCCUGCCAUGUCUCAUUUCCCGUUUGCUGCAGCCAGAUGGCAGUCAUGCCACAGCAAUGAGGUCCGUGUUAGAAUCUCCUAAUCUGAACCCUGGAGUUGAGGGAUUGUGGUCCAGGCAGCCGGACUUUCUGACACUUCAUUUGCCUGCCUGCCCGGCUCCCAUCAUUGCCAGCAAAUAAGUGUGCAUCGGAUUCUGCACCCAGCUGUACAUCAGUCUCUCUUGCUACAAACACUCUCUUUGAGACCUCCGUUUUAUAUCUGUCCUUAUCAAAAUGGUUGCCUCUUUCACCUUUGCUUCAGAACCCAGUUCCCCUGAAUAAUUUGCUUGCGAUUGAAAUGAAGCAAGGAUGUGAAAGUGGUUGGAAAUACCUGCUACAGAGCAUUGGAAGCUGCCUUCUGCUGCGUCAGACUCAGUAUUGUCUGCACUGACUGGCAGCUGCUCUCCAGAGGCCAUUCCCAGCCGACGCUAAGGAUUGAACCUGGGACCUUUUGCAUGCAAAUUAUGUGACCUACCUCUGAGCUACAGCCCUUUCUUGACAUACUGUGUGGAGAGCAGCCAGAAGCAUGCAAGUCUAGACUUCCCAUUUUUUAUGCUGCCUUUUAAGUAACUAGUCCAUGGUGUGCUUCUUUUAGGCAGUUGUCCUACAUGCCUGAUAGCUUCUCAGGGGGAGAACCAGUUGUUGGGAGAAGGCAGGCAGGGUGGAAAAAAUGAGAAGCAGCAUCGAUAGCAGAUAAGGAGGCUCUCUUUUGGUGCCUGUAAGCGUUCUGUCUUAUUAUUCUGGGGUUGGGGGUGCCGGUGACCCUUUAGAUGUGGUUGAAUUCCCAUCAUCCCCUGCCAGGAUCACCAGCAGUCAUGUCGCAGCCAGGUAACAACUGGAAGACCACACCUGACCAUCCCUGAUCUGUCAGCAGGAGACCCCUGAUCCUGUCAGGGCUGGUUCACAGGUGGCCUUGGGAACUUGACCCUAAGAAACAAAAGCAAAUGUGCUUGCCGCACAUCUGGGCUGUGCUCUCUUGCUUUUUCUCAAAAGGGGUUCUGACCAUUUUAGGAUCUCCAAAGGCAAAUUUCCAAAAGGGAGCCUUAAAAAAAAAAAAAAAGUAAAAAAUGUUUAGGACGGCUCAAUAUUCUGUUAUGGAUUCACAUUAGCCUUUCAUCUUGCCAGAAGGAUUCUUUGUGUUUCAUGAGAGUGGAUAGCGUUGUGUUUAGCAGAGCAGGACAGUGGGUGGGAGGGUGUCCUUCAGCCUGGGGCUUGAAAUGAGGCGGAAUUCAUCCUUGAUUGCUCACACCAACCCCAUUUGGGGUCUUACACGCCGAUGCCAACUUUUAUUUAUUUAGGGGUGGGUUUUUUACUAGGAUGAGUCAGAUUCUUAUGUGCAGUGAGGAUGCAAAUCAAUAAAGCAUUUUGCCGAUUUGCAGU